CACUUGUGUGAAAAUAGUGAGCACUGUUCUGAUUUCGAUUUGAAUUCGUUUUUUUUUGCAAUUGAAAAAAUCUUAAGAAUGGAUAACGAUUUUGAAUUUUUAAUUAAUUCAUUGAAUAUUUCAUCGAAAUAUCCUUCGAAAAUAUACAUCGAUUCCAAGUCUGAUUUAUGGUUAAAAUGUCAACAAAUCAUAACAAAUUUGAAAACAGAUUCCGAUGCCAUCGAAACAUUACAAGAAUAUUAUAUUUAUAAUUAUCGUUGUUAUCUAACCGCUAUGCUAAAAGAUUAUUGGUUGGAUUUUAACAAGAAUUCAUCGAAAUAUGAAGAAAAUGUUCAAUGUCAACAUCGAUUAAUUUUUCAUAAAUUCAAUCAACUUAAUGAUUGUAUUUCGAAUUGGCUGUAUCGACCAUUACUUGAUUUAUUGUUCGAUUCGAAUGAUGAACAGAUUCGAAAACUAUAUGAAAUUCUUUACACAGCAUUAAUUGCAGAUAUGCCAUUAUUGUUUUCCAGUUUUCUGUUCAAUACAUUUGCAUUUUCAUUCGAAGUUUUGGAUCAUAUUGUUGGUAAAAAACAGAAGAACGAAUCAAAUAGUCCAAAACAAUCGUUGUUCAAUAAAUGUAAAAUUUGUCGAUUCAAACGUACCGGUAAUGAUAAUAUUGAUAAUGAAUGUUAUUGUACAAGUAUAAGCAAAGGUUUUAUUCCAUUUCUAAAUAUAUUACGUAAAUUGGGCAUAUUUUAUCAACUUUGUGAUGAUAUUAUUAAAAGUGUUUUAUUCAAAAUGAUUGAACGACAAAUAUGGAAUCUUUGUAAAGAUAAAAAUUUUGAUAUAAGUUGUUUAAGUAUAACAUGUUCAUGGUUGGAAAACAGUAUUAUUGAUUGGAUCAAAAUUAUUUACAUUAUUCGAUCGAAUGAAAAUAUUACGGAUAUGUUUAUUGCACUUGAACAAUAUAAUCAAAAUAUUGAAAAGACAACAACAUCCGAAGAAGAUGUACCAAUGUAUAAUGAUAAUGGUGGUGAAUUGAAUAAUCUUUUUCUCAAAAAUACCAGUCUUGUAUUGUUCGAUCAGAUUGAAAGUUUAAAUCUUAAUAAUAUUCGUAGUUUUCUAACAAAUACCUAUAUUUUUAAUCGUAUGAAACAAUUAUUUGAUAUAAUCAUUGAUUUUCCAUAUAGCGAACCAGCUAUUUGUGAUCUACAUGAAUGUAUACAAUUAGAACCAUUUUAUCGUGAAAUAUUUACCUAUUCAUUGAAAAAUUCAUUAGAAAUACGUUUAUUACAUGCAGGUGUAGCAACCAGUAGUAUAAUUGAAGCAUAUCUUACAACAAUCAAAGCAUUACGAUUAUUAGAUCCACAAGGUAUAAUUCUACAAAUUGUUUGUGAUCCAAUACGUAAUUAUCUAAAAACACGUGAAGAUACUGUUCGUUGUAUUAUAAACAUUCUUACUACUGAUAGUAUCGUUAAUUUUGAUGAUCCUGAACAUUUUAAUAAACUGAUUAAUGAUGAAGAUGAAUACGUUAUGGAUACAUGGCGAUCAUGGGUACCACAAACAAUCGGUGUUUCAAGAAUGAGCAAAGAUCUAGCUAAUUCUGAUAUUAUAUCAAUGUUGAUCAAUAUUUUCGAUAGUAAAGAUUUAUUCGUACAAGAAUAUCAACGUUUAUUAGCACAGAAAUUAAUUCUUACACCUGAAAUUAAUCUUGAAUCUGAAUUACGAAAUCUAGAAUUAUUAUCAUUACGUUUUGGUGAAUCUGAACUACAUAAUUGUGAAGUAAUGUUAAAAGAUCUUAAAGAUUCGGAACGUAUUAAUCAACAGAUUAAUGGUUUUGAUGAAAUCAAAGCAGCCAAUAUCAAAAUGAAUGGCCUAAUAUUAUCCGAACAAUUUUGGCCGGAUAAUCUUGGAUUUACUAAUAAUGAAUUUAAAAAUUUUCGUCUACCCGAAGAAAUACAAAAAAUGUUUGAUAAUUAUAAAAAAAUUUUCGAAACAUUAAAAGGAAAUCGUACAGUUAAUUGGAUACAACAACUUGGUACGGUAAAAUUGGAAUUAGAAUUUCGUAACGGUAGUCAUGAAUAUUCGGUUCGUCCAAUUCAGGCAGCAAUAAUUCAUUUAUUUCAACAAAAAAAUCAAUGGUCAAUGGCUGCCAUUGCACAAGAAUUGGAUGUUUUACCAUCGGUUGUACGAAGAAAUUUAUCUUAUUGGAAAAAUAUUGGCAUCAUAAAAGAAUGUAAAGAUGGUGAUGAUGAUUCAUAUAUUGUUGUUGAAGAUUUACCACCGCCACCACCACCACAAUCAUCAUCAUCAUCAAUAAUGAAACAACAACAACAACAACAACAAUGUACACAAGAAUUUGAUAUGAUGUUUAUCGAUAAUCAAGAUGAUAAUGAUGAUAAUGAUGAUGAUGAUGAUGAUGGUAAUGGUAUAAUGAAUGAUCGAAAACGUAAAAAUGAAAAUAAUUUACAAUUAUUUUGGAAUUUUAUUGAUAAUAUGUUAAAAAAUUUACAUGCACUUUCAUUGGAUCGUAUUUAUUCAAUGUUAAAAAUGUUUAACAUGCAAUCACCGGAAAUUGAAAAUCUAUCCAUGCAUGAAUUACGUGAAUUUUUGGAUCGGAAAGUUCAUGAAAAAAAAUUAAUCUUUAUCAAUGGUCUUUAUGAUUUGAAUAAAUCAACGGAUGAAUGAUUUUUUUUUGUUGGUCAUAUUAUUACUUUUUCA
This is a messenger RNA of Dermatophagoides pteronyssinus (European house dust mite), 2700 nucleotides long. It is a transcript of the gene mr, whose product is annotated as anaphase promoting complex subunit morula. Gene Ontology annotation, cellular component: anaphase-promoting complex. Gene Ontology annotation, molecular function: ubiquitin protein ligase binding. NCBI's taxonomy places the organism in Eukaryota, Metazoa, Arthropoda, Arachnida, Sarcoptiformes, Pyroglyphidae. The record is from RefSeq and is a predicted model, not a curated record. Gene Ontology annotation, biological process: metaphase/anaphase transition of mitotic cell cycle; ubiquitin-dependent protein catabolic process; protein K11-linked ubiquitination.